UUUGGCUAACAUUUUGAAUGAGAGGCUGUGGAUGGAAGAAACCGAAGUGGGGCUUGUCUUAUCCUUAUUCAGAGAAGAGUGGAGAGAAGGAGCCAAAGGAGAAGCAAUGGGCGAGAGAGGCCUUAAACUCGGAACCCAUAAUCCAUCUGAUAAGGAGAAGCAACAAAGUAGAAGAGCAUGGCGAGGCUAGUAGUGGUGCAGCAGAAACAGCCCUCCUUCUUUCCUCUCGCAUCUUCUCUCUCUGACUUCAAUGGCGUACGAUUGCACAACAACCUAAUUCAGCAGUAUAGAAGGAAGACAUGGCAGACAAAAGGAGCGUUGCAGGUGAAGGCAUCAAGUGCAAAGAAAAUCCUUAUAAUGGGAGGCACCAGAUUUAUUGGUAUAUUUUUAUCAAGACUCCUUGUCAAAGAAGGUCAUCAGGUGACCUUGUUUACCAGAGGGAAAGCACCCAUCGCCCAGCAACUUCCUGGGGAAUCAAACCAAGAUUUUGCUGAUUUCUCGUCUAAGAUCUUGCAUUUGAAAGGAGACAGGAAGAACUUUGAAUUUGUGAAGACCAGCCUCGCGGCUGAAGGCUUUGAUGUUGUCUAUGAUAUAAAUGGACGAGAGGCUGAUGAAGUAGAGCCAAUUAUAGACUCAUUGCCAAAGCUGGAGCAGUACAUAUAUUGCUCAUCAGCUGGUGUUUAUCUCAAGUCUGAUCUACUACCACACUUUGAGACUGAUGCAGUUGACCCAAAGAGCAGGCACAAAGGGAAGCUCGAGACCGAGAGCUUGUUAGAAGCGAAGGAUGUUAAUUGGACUUCUCUAAGGCCAGUCUAUAUUUAUGGCCCUUUGAACUACAACCCUGUUGAGGAGUGGUUUUUCCACCGACUGAAAGCAGGUCGCCCAAUUCCUAUUCCGAACUCUGGAGUUCAAAUAACCCAACUUGGUCAUGUUAAGGAUUUGGCUAGGGCCUUUGUUCAGGUUCUUGGCAACCAGAAAGCAAGUAAGCAAGUCUUCAACAUCUCUGGAGAAAAAUAUGUCACCUUCGAUGGAUUAGCAAGAGCAUGUGCUAAGGCUGCUGGAUUUCCUGAGCCAGAGAUUAUACAUUUCAAUCCAAAGGAGUUUGAUUUUGGUAAAAAGAAGGCGUUUCCCUUCCGUGAUCAGCACUUUUUUGCUUCCAUUGAAAAAGCCAAGAGCGAGCUAGGGUGGAAGCCUGAAUUUGACCUGGUUGAUGGUCUUGCUGAUUCCUACAACUUGGACUUUGGUCGGGGCACUUUUAGGAAAGCAGCAGACUUCUCAACGGAUGACAUUAUUCUCGGCAAGAACCUUGUUCUCCAGAGCUAGUUCCCUUUUUGUUAUACUCUCUUUUUUUUUCCCUUGCAAGUUUCUCAUAAAUUGGCAUAGAGUUUCUGGGAUUGCAUAUUUACAGAGAGAACACAUUUGCACAGAGAAAAUCAAAUUGGUAGUAGCUUUGCC
Messenger RNA from Telopea speciosissima, 1455 nucleotides. Its product is annotated as chloroplast stem-loop binding protein of 41 kDa b, chloroplastic. The transcript is spliced from 10 exons. The record is from RefSeq and is a predicted model, not a curated record. Gene Ontology annotation, biological process: rRNA processing. Bases 178 to 1323 code for a protein of 381 amino acids. Gene Ontology annotation, cellular component: cytosol. NCBI's taxonomy places the organism in Eukaryota, Viridiplantae, Streptophyta, Magnoliopsida, Proteales, Proteaceae. Gene Ontology annotation, molecular function: RNA binding.